AUGUCUCCUGAAUAUGCCACUGAAGGCCUUUUCUCUAUAAAAUCCGAUGUCUUUAGUUUUGGAGUUCUGAUGCUAGAGAUUUUGAGUGGCAAGAAGAGCACUGGGUUUUAUAAUUCUGACUCUCUCAAUCUUCUUAGAUAUGCAUGGGAGCUAUGGAGAAGUGAGAGAGGAUCGGAACUGAUAGAUCCAAUGUUGGGCGACCCACCAUCUAUGUCUCUGUCAUUGAGAUACAUCAAUGUGGCUCUACCGUGUGUCCAAGAAACUGCGGCUGGUAGACCGACAAUGUCAGACGUCGUCUUGAUGCUCAGCAACGAGCUUGUAGCUCUACCUUCGCCUAAACAACCUGCUAACUCUACUGCCAGAAGUCUGACAUUAGUAAACUCCGAUGCUAGCAGGCCUGGAAUUUGUUCAAUAAAUAAUGUCACGGUCUCAAUGAUGGAAGGCCGCUAG
Nelumbo nucifera (sacred lotus) is the source of this 450-nucleotide messenger RNA. NCBI's taxonomy places the organism in Eukaryota, Viridiplantae, Streptophyta, Magnoliopsida, Proteales, Nelumbonaceae. The record is from RefSeq and is a predicted model, not a curated record.